Messenger RNA from Entrophospora sp. SA101, 1755 nucleotides. NCBI's taxonomy places the organism in Eukaryota, Fungi, Glomeromycota, Glomeromycetes, Entrophosporales, Entrophosporaceae. The record is from the annotation of a GenBank genome assembly.
AUGACGGGCGAGGCUUCAAGUAGUAAUAAAGAAGAUGCCUUUUUAAUAGUAAGUGGUGGGCAGGACUCACCUGCUAGCAUAAAUGGUAGAUAUAUAUUAUAUAGACGACAAGAUCCAGAAAAACCAGCCGAGAAGCCAGCUGAAAAACCAGCCGAGAAGCCAGCUGAAAAGCCAACUAAAAAACCAACUGAAAAACCAGCCGAGAAGCCAACUGAAAAACCAGCCGAGAAGCCAGCUGAAAAACCAGCCAAGAAGCCAGCCGAAAAACCAGCCAAGAAGCCAGCCGAAAAACCAGCAGAGAAGCCAGCUGAAAAACCAGCAGAGAAGCCAGCCGAAAAACCAGCAGAGAAGCCAGCCGAAAAACCAGCAGAGAAGCCGGCCGAAAAACCAGCAGAGAAGCCGGCCGAAAAACCAACUGAAAAGCCAGCCGAAAAACCAGCUGAAAAACCAGCCGAAAAACCAGCUGAAAAACCAACUGAAAAACCAACUGAAAAGCCAGCUGAAAAACCAACCGAAAAACCAGCUGAAAAACCAGCUGAAAAACCAAUUGAUGUUCCAAAAGCAAAACCGACUGGAAAACCAAUUGAUAUAAAUGAUCCAGAUGAUCCAAAAACAAAAACAACUGAAGAACCAGCUGAAAAACCAACUGAAAAACCAAUUGAUGUUCCAACUGAUGUCCCAAAGGUAGAUGAUCCAAAAACAAAACCAACUGAAGAACCGGCUGAAAAACCAACUGAAAAACCAAUUGAUGUUCCAACUGAUGUUCCAAAGGUAGAUGAUCCAAAAACAAAAACAACCGAAGAACCAGCUGAAAAACCAACUGAUAGACCACCACUAAAACGACUAUUAACAUCGAUACACCUACAGUUACCAAUACUAACAUUGAUACACUCACAAAUUCACCCUAAUAAUCCUGCAAAGAGCAAUCCUGCAGAGUCUAUAACAACGAGCGAUAACGGAUCAAGCAAUACUGAAACCGCAACUGAUCAAUUUAUUCCACCUACAACUUUACCAAUCAAGGUGACAACUUUGUCUAAAAAUGAAAAUGAAGUGGCUACCACUACUACAUUUGCACCAGAUCUACCUAGGGUUAUUGUUAGUGAUAAUAAUGAAUCACCGCCACCAAAUAGUGUCUUCAUAAAAAUAAAAUUACAACUUCCAUGGGAUAAAAUAGUUGCAAAUGAUGUUGUACCAGUUCAAAUUAUGGAUUUCUUGCCUAAAGAUCUUGCAAAAGCAGGAGGAAUUCCAUCUGAAGAAAUCAAGCCUAUUUCAUUAGAGGCUUCUGAUGGUGGUGAAGUUUUGCUUAAUAUCGCUAUCCCAGGAAAUAAAGUUAAUAUUAUUAAUGAUGUGAUAAAAAAUCCUACAAGUUCUUUUUAUACAAAUGCUACUACGCCAGAGUUAAAUCAUAGCGUAGAUUCAACAAGUUUAGUCAGUAGUGAGCCAGACAACAACAACAAUAAUCUAAAUCCAACAGUUAAUGGACCAAUACUUCCCAAUAGUACACAAGGUGAUUCAUCAGAUUCAUCAAAUAAAGGUUUAGUAAUAGGAUUGGCAGUAACUGGCUCAGCUUUAUUAUAUGCAGGAUUGACAGCAUUGGUUAUAAGAGCAUAUAGACGAAGCAAAUUAAGAUCUUUGCAGCAACAAAAUGAUGCUAAUUAUAAUUAUGGAGCAGAUCUUGGAACUGGAAUUAAUAAUGUUAAUGAUAUCGGUGAUGGUGGCAACGGCGGUGUUGAUAUGAAUAAAUAUAUAGAUUAA